Molecule: messenger RNA, 5535 nt
Organism: Teleopsis dalmanni
Lineage: Eukaryota; Metazoa; Arthropoda; Insecta; Diptera; Diopsidae
Exons: 15
Coding region: 418-5535 (1705 amino acids)
Biological process (GO): regulation of transcription by RNA polymerase II
Cellular component (GO): nucleus
Molecular function (GO): RNA polymerase II transcription regulatory region sequence-specific DNA binding; DNA-binding transcription factor activity, RNA polymerase II-specific
Source: RefSeq, a predicted model, not a curated record
CUAAAUGUGAGAUCUACUUGGAAGUUUAAUCUGUAUUUGGAAUGUGUGUACUAAAAAGAUAUGUUUAAAUUUGUGAAACAAUCGAUGUGCAAUAAUUAAAGUAUUAAAAAAUAAAAUCCAGGAAAACCAGGCUUAAUGUUCUUCAUUUUAAAUAGACAAUUUUCAGCAUAUUUCUUUAUAGGAUCUAAGAAUAUAUAAUAAGGAAAAAAUUAUAAUCUAUAAAGAUAUCACCUAAUAUCUAUCUAUCGAAUGGUCUUUGGAAAAACCAGUGAUUUAACUGUCUAUAUAUAAUUUUAAAACUAUGGUAUUAGAAUUUAUAUUGUAAAAAACAUCGACUAAAUUGCGGUUUCCUAAGAAACCGCUGCUGCUGGAGCUUCAAAUGCAUGGAGCAACGUAUUUAAUGUUGCUGCAAGAAUUAUGGUUAAAGCUACAGCAGCAUCAACGACGGCAACAAUUAACGUAACGAGUCAAAAUUCCAAAAUAGAAUUUGAAAAACCGCACCAGCAAUUUCAGCAUCAACAUCAGCAACAUAUACAACUAAUAACGAAUACAAUAAACGGUGUUGCUGUUGUAUCGCCUUCCAAAAUGGUUAUACCAUCUACGGCAACAACAGCAACAGCAUCACCAUCGUCUACAACUAUUUCAACAUCAAAUGAAACAACCAUAUCAACUGUUUCAGCUGUUAUUGCUGCUGGUCAGCAUUCACAACAGCAACAGCAACAACAUCAACAAAGCCAUGCUCUCUUUCAAACGCAACAACCACAAACUGCGCCGCGGCAACAUCCAAAAAAACGAAAAUUUGAUCCAGCUGAGCUUGAUCAAGUUGAUAUACUUCAAAAGCACACUCAGCAGCCUCAACAGCCUCAACUCUCUCAACAGUCUCAACAGCAACAUGAGUCGUCAAUAUCCAAUAAUGAUGUUAAUAUGUUGUCUACAAAAAAUACCGCUUUACCAUUAACAUAUAAAAAUGGUACAACAAAUGCUACCAAUAUAAUUGUUUCCAGUACAGGCGGUACCACAACUGGUGGUAUCGGAAAUCGGCAAUGGACUCAACAACAUUUAAUCACACCUUCACCAACUGCUAGCCUAGCUUCAAGUAAUGAUACAAUGUAUGCCAUUCGAACCGUGCCGUCAAUGAUUGUAAGUCCUGUUUCAGUAUCUUCUACUGGUACUAACAAUACGACAGUGGUCUCAGCAGGUAGAUGUGCUACAUCUAUAGAAAGUCCUGAGAAACGUAUUAUCAUAGCGAGCACACAUCCCUCAAGUACUUAUAAGAUGCAAAAUAUUGGCAUCAACAACACUAACAGAACAGUGACACCUAUUAGUCAUAUUUCAAAUAAUGCCAUAGUUCCACCACAACGUUUAGCAUACAACCAUCAUCACCUCCAACCACAGCAAUCUAUUAGUAUGAUCCAAAAUCACCAGUCGCAACAAUCUCAAUGCGAUGAAACAGCUUUAGACCUUAGCGAAUGGACCAAUACACGAGUAUUAGCAAAAUUAGGCAGUUACUAUGCCUCUGGCGAAAUACGUCAACCUGCAUCUGAUGCAACAACUCCAACAAAUUCAGUUUUGGUUGAAUUUGAUGCGCCUGAAAAUUGUACGCAACUUUACACAGAAGUGUUAACAAAUGGUCGGUUUAAUGUGAUAUCGGACGCUAGUCCACCAGCUGCAGAUAUUGUGUUAGACACACGAGUCUGUGUACGCACUCAAAUGGAAGGUCGAUCUGGUUUUGUGUUUGUGGAAGGUUCAGUAACGGAUAUAAAUAUGAAUACAAAACAAAUUACAGUACAAAUUGGCAGUACAGAUACAACGCAAAUUUUAAAAACUGUUAAACGUGCAGAUUUACGUUUAUUGAGACCACCUUGGUGGGAUGAACUUAUCGAUGUGUCACUACAAACACACAUAGUUCCACCAUCAACACAAGCAACAAUUAAACCACAAACUAUUCAGGCAACACAUACACAACCGCAACGAAUUAUCGCAAAAACAUCUGCUUCGACUGGUAGUCAUAUAUUAGUCAGUGGAGACGCUAAUAUUAUUUAUGCACCUACAAAUAAAGGUCCACAUCAACUAACAUAUGUGACUGCAAGAUAUGAUGGAAAAAUUCCUGGCCACCAAACGCCUACAAAUGCUAAUACACAUAUUCAGCAUGUUGUGCCGUCAUUAGCGGCACAAAAACAAGAAGAUUAUUAUCGUACAACAGCUACUUCGCCGUUUCAAAAUUCAAAUAAUAACACGCUACAAGCAUUGGUUGUUAAUGCCAGUUCUUCAACGAGUUCAACGAAUAUUGAAAACUGUUCUGGCAAUGGAAAUGGUUCAGCACAAUCAAUUAGCAAUAGUCACAAUACCAAUUGCCUGCCAUCACAAAUACACAAGAUCUCUCAUUCACCAUCAGAUGAUAUGCAUCGAAGACAAAGAUCAUACGAUGAUUAUGAAUCGGAUGAUGAAUUAAAACGUGUUGAUAUUGGCAGUUAUGCUAUAAACGAUGCUGAUCCUGAAAAAUUAUCGGGAGGCAGUAAACGUAGUAGCAUGCAAAGUCGUGGCAGUACAUCCAGUUUAAUCGAUCAGAGGCUCACUCCAAGAUCUCAUCCAGCAACUCCAAGAUCUCAAGCGACUACACCACAUCGCUUUAAAAAGGGCGAUAUCGUACAGUCUGAAUCCGGUGUUCGCAAAAAAUUUAAUGGUAAGCAAUGGCGUCGGCUAUGUUCGUUGUGUUCAAAAGAGUCUCAACGACGUGGCUUUUGCUCACGCCAUUUAAAUCAAAAGGGAAAUACUGCAUUACGUUCUACUGGACCAAGUCGUUUCCCAAGUGAUAUAAGUAGUCGCUCUAGUAGCAAAACCCAAGUUGACGAAGAUACCUCACGUGAUUCGGAAACGUCACCCAACUAUCGUGUCACAGAUCGUUUUGAUCAGGAGGAAAGAGAUGUAGCUAAUAUGUUAGUGUCGCUGAGCAGUUCGCGGUCGGCUACACCAUCGUACUCCUCACCCGUUAAUCAUGGCACAUCUCCUAUGAACGUGAAUCAUUCUCCAGUACCUGUAUCAAAUCGACAAAACUUUUUUACACCGAUUGGUGGUGGACCAGUCGCUACUGCAGACCCACAUACAACAAAAUGGAAAAAUACACCUAGUCCAGUAUUAUAUAAUGUGGGGUUUCCACAAGUAAUACGUCCAGAGUCAGUUCGUGCUCAGGGCGCAGGUGCAACACAAACGGCCACUAUUGUCUCCUCAAUUCCGCCGCCACAAACAGCACCAGUAUCAAUGGUAGUACAUAAUCAACAUGUUCCUCCUCCUCCUACGCAGAUGAUACAACCACCACCAGCGCCCCCACCAACUCAUCAUAUCAUGACACAUCAUCAUCCACACCAACAAACUUCGCCGGGUCCACCAUUACCACCUCCUAGUGUAGUAAUGCCUUCAGCAACAAAUUCAGUUGGCCAUGCAACAAGUGUAAUACGUAUUUCACCUGCAGCUGCUACAACAAUGAACAACAUCAACUCAUCAACAACUACUGCUGUUACUGCAACUAGUACACAAUCUUUUCAUCCUGUUAUAGUGGAUGCUACACAAUUGGUACCAUUGUUGCCACAACAGCAAGCCUUGCAUUUACAACACCAACAACAAUCGAAUAUUCAAGUAGCGCAUACACAAGCCUCUUUAACUACUAAUACAGGAAACCAAAUUUCUACAUCUACUUCAGUUGGCAUAAUACCAGCUGCUCAUCAACAAACGCAACAUCAACCGCCACCAAUGCCAGAAAAACCAAUUUCAAAAAACGGAUUUAAUCCGGGGUCGAUAUACCAUUGGCACACGUUACUGCCCCAUAUAAACCAAUCUCCCGUUAAAACACAGCCAUUAACAAACUUCUCAAUUGCUGGCAUCGUACCACCAACUGUAGAUACGCCAACAAUUAACAAUACAUGCAGUCAUAAUAUUAAUAACCAUCAAAAUAAAUUGAAUUCGCUGGAAUCUCCCCCAAACCCUGUAAAUUGUGCCACAAAUGAAACAAGUAGAAACAAUAUUGCAGAAACUAUAUCGAUCACUAUACAAGAGGAAACAGACGAACAAUUAGACGAUGAUGUAUUCGAGCCCUCAAUAAAUAAUACUCCUGCUGGAAGUAUUAUACCAGCUGCUACAGUCGCUCAAGUAAAGCAAAAUCACAAACGUUCAACUAAUGAAACCUAUCGCAUGACCAACUUUAGCACAUCAUCAUCAUCUAAUGAAAAUAGUCGAAAAAUUGAUGAACGUAUAGAACGUAUAGAUAUAGAACCAACAAAUUCUAUGGGAAGUACAACUGCAACAGCAACUGCAACUGCAGCAGCUCAGGCUGCUGCUAAACGACGUUCGCAAUCGCUGAGUUCUGCUGGUGGUAUGGGUGCAACUGGGAAAGAACCAAUGAGUCCGAUUACAAAGAACAAGAUACGUAGACCUAUGAACGCUUUUAUGAUUUUUUCUAAAAAACAUCGAACAUUAGUACAUGCUAAACAUCCAAAUCAGGAUAAUCGUACUGUUAGCAAAAUAUUAGGAGAAUGGUGGUAUGCACUUAAGCCUGAAGAAAAAGCUAAAUAUCAUGAAUUAGCUAGUUCUGUCAAAGACGCUCAUUUCAAAUUGCAUCCAGACUGGAAAUGGUGCUCAAAAGACAGGCGCAAAUCAUCUAGUUCAGGAAAAAAUACGAUGUGUGAAAUAAAUGGUAAACAACGUAAUGACUCAACUGAUGGAAUGGACAUCACUGAACAAGAUCAAAAUGCAAAUAUAAUGAAUAAUAUUGAUGGUCCCUCAAUAGAUACACAAACUGAUAUCAUACCGUUAACUAUCGCAAAUUAUAUUUCUACGAUUGAUGAAAGCUCAACACCAACAGUAUGCAACGCGAAUGCAAAUGAUGUUGUUAAAAUUAAAUUGGAACCCGAAAAAGAUGACUCACAAACUGAGAAUGAAAUGUCUGUUCCUAUUGAAGAAAAUAAAAAUAAUAAUAAUAGUAGCAAUAACAACACAAGUCAGCACGAUGAUGGCAAACAAAUAGAUUUAAAAUGUCAAGAACGCGUUGCUGAUUCCGAUAUUGAGGAUGCGGCCUUUGAUUAUAGGAAACCAACUCUAGCCAGUAGUGAUUGUGUACAAAAAGAUGAUCAAAAUAAGUCUGAGAAGAAUGGAAAUGAUUUUUUUGAUAAUGCUGUCCAAACAGUCAUUUCUAGUAGUGAUCAUAUCAAUACAACAAUGACAUCAAGUAAUACUACUACGAGUAGUAGUACUGUUAACGCAGUUAAUAGUGGUAAUGAGCGCGAUAUAACGUUAAAGCCAAAGCCAAUUAAAGCAAAUCGGCAUACUAUUGAGAACAGCAUCCUUAGCUAUCAACAAAUACCGAUGUAUUCUUUCAACAGCCCCAAGAAUCCAAUUGGUGUUACACCGUUUCAACCCACAGGCGAGCACCAUGCAAAAGUCGAAAUUUACACCGAUGAUGGUGAACGUUCUGGUCGUCCAAUUGAGAUGGUCACUCCAGAAAACAUCAAAAAAGUCCAGAAAUUGGUUGUAUCUGAUCGUUAA